UGGAGUCUUGUUCUCCAAGAAAUUCAUGUAUAUAUUUAUGUAUUUGCACACAAGACUAGUGUGCAGAGAAAGUGUGUUCUGAUCUAUUAUGGUAUCAAGAGCCAUCAGAGGUUAAACCAACCCAGAAUCCUUUUUUUUUCUACCAAAAAAAAGGAGAGAGACCAACACGCUUCCAUGGGUGAAAACAGGCGCUCUUCCAUGACUUCAAGCCUAUCUAUUAUCUCAUAUUCUCCAAACCUCGCACAUGAAUUGCCCGUGAUACUCACAUCUUCCAAUUUUCUAUUAUGGAAGACACAAUUUAUGCCUAUCGUAUAUGCAUCUGGUUUGAACCGAUGCCAACACAAUUUCUGGAUGAUACCGAUACCAAACCCAACCCGGACUAUACGGUUUGGCUACGUGAAGACCAACUUGUUUUAAGUUGGAUUGCUGCUUCUGUUUCAGAAAGCAUCCUGCCUCAGUUGGUUGGAGCAGCGACUGCUCGUGCAUUUUGGGACAAACUUGUUGUUGCAUAUGCUUCAGGAUCAAAGCCACUAAUUUUUCAUGACCUCAAGAUGCAGUUGCACACUUUGCAUCAUGAUAAUGCUAAUAUUGAAUCGUAUGUGCAAAAGGCAAAGGGAAUAGCAGAUAAGUUGGCUGCAUUGCAUCAUCCGAUUCCCAAUGAUGAUUUGGUGGAAUUUGUUCUUGCUAGACUAGGACCUGCCUAUCGUCCUUAUACGAUGUCUAUUGAAUCACGUCAACAGGAUAUUAGUUUUGAUGUAUUGUAUGGAUUGUUGUUGAAUGAAGACAGUUAAAAAUGGAUAAAGCCCAUACUGUCAUUGCACCUGCAGCACACUUGUGGACGUGGUAGAGGUCGAGGGGAUCGAGGCCGUGGACACUCCUCCAAUCAAGGGUUCAGCCAAUCAUCUCAAAAUAGUGGGUUUCAGAACUUUGCUCAGACCAAUACUACUCCAUCUCAAGCUUCAACCAUGUCUAGAAUUAAUUUCUAUAAUUGUGAAGGUAAAGGUCAUCUUGCACGCGUGUGUCCAUCUCCUAGAAUUAACAAUGGCAACAAAGCUUCUGGACCACAUAUUUCUAAUUUGGCAAGAACCUCUUCUGCUCAGAUUGGUUAAUAGAUAGUGGCACCACACAUCAUCUCACAACUGAUCUUAUUAACCUGGGUAUUCUUUCUGAAUAUCAAGGCCCUAAAGAAGUAACGUUAGGUAAUGGUUCAAAACUUCUUAUUUUCCACGUUGGUAAAAGUUCAGUUAUUAUUUCUGAUAAAAAGUUCACUCUUGACGAUAUCCUACAUGUUUCAAAUGCUACUCAAAAUUUAUUAUCUAUUAGUUCUUUUACUAAGUCUAACCAAGUUUCAAUUGAAUUGGUUCCUAAUUAUUUUUUGAUUAAGGACUUGGCGACGAGGGAAAUACUACAUACAUGCCAGGAUAAAGCUGGAUUAUGUUCUCUUCCUGUAUUGAAGUCAUCCGCACCUGCUUCUUAUGUUGCGUCCCUUGGGGUUUAGCAUGCUCGUUUGGCUCAUACAUCCUAUCCUACAGUUCGUCAAGUAUUAUCGUCUAACGUCAUUAUCCCUUUAUUUAAAUCUUCUAGUUUAUGUUCUACAUGUACUGUUAGUAAGAGUCAUAAAAUUCCUUUUCGUGAGUCUAGUUUUCAAGCCUUCGGGCCUUUAGACUUAGUUUGUUCGGAUGAUUAGGGUCCUGCUCCAGUUAUUUCUAAUGAAGGUUAUAGGUAUUAUGUGAUUUUCUUUGAUCACUUCAGCAAAUAUACAUGGAUUUAUUUUCUUCGACUAAAAUCAGAAGUCCUUUCAAUUUUUAUGCAAUAUUGUAAAAUUGUUGAAAAAUACUCUGGUCGUCCCAUUAGAAGGUUUUAGGAAGAUUGGGGAGGAGAGUAUCAAGCCGUAAUAAAUUACUUGAGAGAUAAUGGAAUUGUGCAACGUUCCUCAUGUCCAUAUACCCCAGAACAAAAUGGUUGUGCCGAAAGAAAAUAUUGGCAUAUUGUUGAAACUUGUCGAGCACUGCUACAUCAUGCUAAUGUUCCACACAAAUUUUGGACAAACUCAUUUGAUACUGAUGUGUAUACUAUAAAUCGUCUACCAAUGCCACAUUUAAAAAAUAAAACCCCAUUUUAUGCAUUGUUUAACACCAAUCCAGAUUACUCAUUUUUGCGUAUUUUGGGUGCCUUUGUUUUCUGUGGCUUCGUUCUUACACUAAGGAUAAAUUGUCUCCUCAAUCUAAACUGUGUGUGUUUCUGGUACAAAUGGUUUGGCCCAGUUUCAUCAAAAUUCUAUGUUUCUCGUCAUGUAAUCUUUGAUGAAUAUGUUUUUUCUUUCGUUUCAUAGGGUGUUAUUGUGCCUCCAUCCAUAACCAAUACUAAAUCAGAACCUCUCAAUGUUCAAUUGCCAUUGCAGCCUUUGGUUGGCCCUUCUAGCAUUCAACCAACACUGUCGCAACCUUCUGUGCCACUGCACACAUCCUUGUCACAUGUCUUUCCUAUUCCUGGACACACAACUGCUACUGAUCAACCUUCACAUGUUGAAGUUUCUCAUGGUGUAGACUUGAUGUCACCAACUCGAGCUGAAGAAAAUCCUCCAUAUACUGAUACGGUGAACUAUAGUGCUCUUGGAGACACUUCAACUACUGGUACGCUACAACCAACAACUCUUCCUUUGCAAAAGAUGGCCACACGAGCACAAACAAGCUCUGUGAAGCCAAAUAAGCCAUUUCAAUGUCAGUUACGACUCCAAUAUCGGCAAUAAUGGAACCUUCUUGCUACUCACAAGCUAUUAAGGAUGUUCACUGGCGUCAGGCUAUGUCAGAGAAGUAUAGUGCGCUUAUUCAAAAUGGUACUUGGGAACUAGUUCCACCAUCGCCAACUCAAAAUGUAAUUAGUUGUAAGUGGGUGUUCAAGACGAAGCUAAAACAUGAUGGUUCAUUGGAUCGCUAUAAAGCGAGUCUUGUGGCUAAAGGAUAUCAUCAACGACCGAGCAUCAAUUUUGUUGAUACAUUUAGUCCAGUGGUUAAGCCGUAUACAAUACAUUUGUUGUUAUCAUUGGUUAUAUCUCACCAAUGGUACAUCACUCAGCUAGAUAUUUCCAAUGCGUUUCUUCAUGGGUACUUAGAUGAUAUUGUACAUAUGUCUCAC
Messenger RNA from Nicotiana tabacum (common tobacco), 3135 nucleotides. The record is from RefSeq and is a predicted model, not a curated record. NCBI's taxonomy places the organism in Eukaryota, Viridiplantae, Streptophyta, Magnoliopsida, Solanales, Solanaceae.